Messenger RNA from Liolophura sinensis, 5521 nucleotides. Its product is annotated as LIM domain kinase 1-like. Gene Ontology annotation, cellular component: cytoplasm; nucleus. The coding region runs from base 358 to 2418 and encodes 686 amino acids. Gene Ontology annotation, molecular function: protein serine/threonine kinase activity; ATP binding; protein binding. Gene Ontology annotation, biological process: protein phosphorylation; actin cytoskeleton organization. The record is from RefSeq and is a predicted model, not a curated record. The transcript has 14 exons. NCBI's taxonomy places the organism in Eukaryota, Metazoa, Mollusca, Polyplacophora, Chitonida, Chitonidae.
GGAUUUUGUGUGGAGGAUGGAGAUGUACUGUACAGCCAAGUUUUUGUAGAUUCAGUCAUGGAUUGGAAAUUGCUGAAAGCUUUAGAAGUGAGCUGAAUCGCUUAGACUUGUACACACACGUACACACACUGUGUAUGGUGGAGUUCAUAUAGGUAUAGUAUAUGUACAUGUAAUUUAAAGAAGUGUAAUCAGUUUUCAGUAUUUCUGGAAUUUUUUCCGUUUGCACGUGUACAUAUAUGCAAUAUAUACAGUGUGUCAUGGACAGACAUAUCAAGUAUGCUGGUAUAGGCACAGUACAGCUUAUGACGAUUGACUGAUUAUAUAAUUAGUACAAGUUUUUCACAAAGUCGGACAAUAAUGGGUAGACGUCAUUCGGAAACCUUGUGCUCCUGUUCCUUGGUGCAUCCUGUACGAAGUGCGAAGAGACGGCGUAAAUCGCCACGUUCGUCUCAGAGGCAGUCUCCAGAGCAAUCCAGAUGCUCCAAAUGUCGCAUGUGUCUGUCCAGCUGGUACUUUGAGCAGAAUGGCCAGUUGUACUGUAGGAGAGACUACUGGGACAAGUUUGGAGAGGCGUGUAAUCGCUGUGGUCAGGUCAUUACUGGGCCUGUCAUGGUGGCCGGGGACCACCGAUACCAUCCCGAGUGUUUCCAGUGCGAGCAGUGCCAGGGUUACAUAGGGGAUGGGGAAACCUACGCCCUGGUGGAGAGGUCAAGGUUGUUCUGUGGGGAGUGUUACAGGUUGACCGUAAAACCCCUAGUGUCAGACUCGCCCGGUCGCCGCACCCCCCACUCCAUCCAGCUUGUCGAGAUUCCCCCCACCCCCGAUGGCAAGAGGGGGCUGCAGUAUUCACUGGAGAGGAGGCUCAGCCUUAGUCCAGCAGCUAGCAAAGACAAUAUCUCCCUGCUCAGGAUAUCAGACCUUGACCUGAGUCCUGAGCUGAGCAUGCUCAGUGUGGGAGACAAGAUACUAGAGGUCAAUGGGUCAGCGGUCAAGGACAGACCUUUAGAGGAGAUUGACUCCUUGUUAAAGAAUGCCGGGGAAGCAUUACAGCUGACAGUGGAACGCGAUCCUGAACCUAUCCGCAAACAGACCCCAGUCCGCGACCGCUUCGGACUGGACACGCCUCCAUCUCCGCCUCUAGUCACAGAGAUUGGCGGGGUGAAGGUGUGUCGCCGGGAAAAAUCAACCCUUAAAGCUAGAGAUUACAGCCCUACACGAAGGCGCAGCAAAUCUCCGUCACCAGCACCCCCUAGCAGAGCAAAGAGCAUUGAUCUGAGCCGCACCCAGUCCUUCCGCAGUCAGUCACAUGACCACCGGGUGUUCCGGGCACGGGAUCUAGUCUCUGGGGAAGUCCUGGGCAAGGGAUUUUUCGGGCAGGCCGUAAAGGUGACCCAUAGGUUGACUGGAGAAGUCAUGGUGCUCAAGGAGUUGUACAGAUUUGAUGAAGAUGCCCAGAAAAGCUUUCUCAAAGAGGUGUCUGUGUUACGGAACCUGGAUCAUCCUAAUGCUCUCAAGUUCAUGGGGGUGCUGUACAAAGACAAGAAACUUAACCUCGUCACAGAGUUUAUCUCUGGAGGAACCUUAAAAGAUUUACUACAGGACAUGAGCAAGCCUCUGUCCUUGAUAGACAAAGUGGGAUUUGCCAAAGACAUAUCAGCUGGAAUGGCUUAUUUACAUUCUAUGGGUAUUAUCCACAGGGACUUAAAUUCGCAGAACUGUCUUGUUCGAGAGGACAAGACAGUAGUCGUGGCAGAUUUUGGUUUAGCGCGCGUCAUUAAUGAAAAGAUGGACCCACGGCUCGGCUCUUUGGAAAGGAUGAACACUAAGGGGAGCUCACCCACCAAGCGGUUCGGCCGUAAAAAACGGUACACGGUGGUUGGCAAUCCCUACUGGAUGGCACCAGAGAUGAUGACAGGGCAAAAAUAUGAUGAAAAAGUCGAUGUCUUUUCCUACGGAAUUGUAGUGUGUGAAAUUAUUGGCCGUGUCCAUGCUGACCCAGAUUACCUGCCUCGCACGCUUGACUUCGGUCUGAACGUGGAGGUGUUCUACAAAAAGUUCUGUACUGAUUGUCCCGAUGCUUUUGUUAUGCUGGCGGUCAUGUGUAGUCAGGUGUGCCCAGAAAACAGACCAUCUUUCGACAAGAUCAGUUGUUUAUGUGAAGCCUUGCUUCUUCAUCUGGAACAUGGCAUGGCCUUGACCUCUGACCUUUGUGGUGACCCGGUGGCCUAUCAAAUGUCUCUAAACCAACCAAUAGGAGCUUUAACUCCUCCCCGGAGGAACAGCAAAGACUGUACGGCACAUCGCAGUGCGAAAAAACUCAGCGUUAUUGUAGAGAAUGGCAAAGAAAAACUGUCGGGGAAUUCUGAAACGUCCUCUGCAUCCUCUGCAUCCUCAGAUACAUCACCGGAAUCAUCAUGAUGUGUUUGUUUGCAAAAAAUAACCUGUGUAGAUAAAAAAAAAAAAUAUUUUUAUACUGGACAACACUUCACUGGUCACGUUUUCAGCAGCUUCUGUUGAGACUCGAGGCUAGUGUCAUCUUUGGUGUACAGAUCAUGGCCUUUGAUUGGGCAUCCUGUAAUAGUUAUUUUGCUCUAUUUCCGUGCCAUCUGUGAUGUCUGCAUUAAAAAUGCUGCCAAUUUCUCACCUGUUACAAAGUGCACUGCAUAAAUCUGCCAUGGAAACAAAAAUGUGGAACUGUACCCUGCAAAGAAUUCCUAUAGAGCUACAGGGUGGCCUUCGAGAUGAACAGUCGGUUUAGAGUUGAGUCGGUUUAGAGUUGUUUACUGUGUUGGCUGGCCAUGUUGGAGUUGCUAACACUCUUGAUGUACAUGUAUCUCCAAUUUGAAGAUUCCUCAACUUCAGCUAUCAUCUUAGAUUUGUUACAUGUCUGGUUCAGCCAUCUUGGAUUUUUUUUUUGAAGACUGUGGUUCAGCCAUCUUGAAUUUGUUAACACACCGAUUCAUCCAUCGUGAAUUUGUAAACUCAUUGGCUCAGUCGACUGGGAUUUCCCAGAUCUGCUGUAAUAUUAGCAUUCUUAGAUUUGUUAACACAGGUGUUCAACCAAGUAGUUUGUGUUUUAACACACUGGUUCAGCCAUCUUGGAUUUGCUAGAUCUCUGUGUAGUUUUUGGAUUUGUCCACUUUCAUGAACUUCCUUCUCGGAUAUGUUGUUAACCAGCCUGAUAAUCCAUUUUGCCAUGCAGCCUUAGAACAAUUUAAGCUCAAGACUUCAGUGAAGGACAUAUACAGUGUUAGUUUAAGGCAAUUUACAUAUUGUUUUUUCGUUUUAAGAAAGGAAACGAAAAACAAUGGCAUCUGCCUUUGUGUUUUGGAUAUUCUGUGACAGACAUGGGUACAUACAUGUAUGAAGAGGAGUUACCUCCCUUUGAAGUGGUCAGUUAGUGCUGACCACUCAUUUGCACAUACAAAACAUUGAUGGUUCAAAAGAGGAAAAAAGUGAGAAGUGGACACAUUUGAAGUGACCAAGCCAUCAGUGUUCAGCUUGAAUGUGAAACGUGAUGAGAGAUCCCGUGUUUAGGAAAUGAAGCAAAAAGUGCUAAAUGUCUUGGUAUCCUUAUGAAGUGCUGUAUGAAAAAAAAAUCGUCCUUGUCAGCCUGAGCAUGAACUGUUUUUCUCAUGUGCCACAUAUGACCUUGACCUAUGCAAUAUGACCUUUUGAUCUUUUUAAUGGGGACAAAGGUCAGCUACGUUUUACACAUGACAUUCCAACAGUUACAAAGUGUUAAGAAACUUCUAAAGAAUCAUGAGAAUUCCUUUAACCGACUUGCAGGUUCAGCAUGUAUAUUAUAUCCUGUGAAGCUGUUUUUGAAAAAGAAACAGUUCUUAGAAUUCUUAAGAUGAGUUUUAUAUCUCCCUAACUAAUACCUUAAUUAACAAAUCAUUCCUGUUGGACAAAGAAGCACCUUGUGUAGAGCCACUGUUUACUCCCUUUUUUUGUACCCCAAAAAAAAUCUUCCUCUCCAUCAGAAAAGAAUUUUUUUCAGCCUGGUACCCUGCCACUUAUUUGGAGCAUGGCAGCUGUUAGGAGGCAAGAUUACAUGUAAGACUGAAGAAACUCGUCAGUGAUGACACUGCAGAAAAUUUCUUUACUGUGUGUAAACGGCAUAAAAGGGAAAUAAUGCUUGUGGCUAGGAUUUGUUCUUAUUGUCGUGACAGAAACUGACAUAGCAUUGUAAGCCUGAUGGCUGUGCCACUCGAGAGUUCAAUUUUUGCCACUGGCCUUUUACUUACAUGUAACAUCGUGUCUGUGUAACGAUAACAAGGUGCUGUCUUCUCCUAUAAGAUCAUUUUAUAGCGUUGAUGGACCAAACAAAAUUUUUUGGCGCUUUAAUAUGUUGUACUUGUUUACUAAUUGAAUUAAUUUCAUGAUAUGCACCACUGUGUGUUCUUACAUGAAGCUCAUAGAAAAAAGGACCAAUUUUAUCCUUCCCCCCCACACCCUUCAUCCUGCAGACAGCUUUAACGGUUGCUGGUAUUUUUUCAGAUCUUUGAUAAAGUUUUCAUAUUUUUUCUUAAAUGUUCUGCUUAUAAUGUUCUUUAUAUUCAUGUAUAUAUUAAUAUUUGGGUCUAUGGUGAAAUUAGAAAGUGUAAUUGUUUGCGAAUGGCUAGUUGUGUAAAGUGCUGAAAUUUAAUUUAAACUCCAGUAAGUUCAUAUUGUGAUAUCGUUUUUUUACAAUGUUCAUGAUGAUUAAUUGGUUUGUGCGUAUGUGUUAUUUACAUGUAUAGAUAUAAGCUACGUGCACAUCGAUAUUUUCUUCCAAUGUAUGAUGUUUUCUAGACUUAUUUCUUGAUUUUUCACUUUUUCUACAAAGAAAUUUUUUGAGACAGCUUUCAGUACAACCUUCAAAAGCAUGUGCUACAACCAUAAAGAGAUUUCUGUACAAUCCUGCAGCAGAUUGUACAACCUACAUGUAUGUUUCUGUAGAACCUGUGAAUGAAGACUGAGUCUUACUUGAUAGGAGCUUUGCUAAAUGAAGCGUUACUCUAAGUCUUGAUUUUAUACAGUGAUCAGAACAGUUUGAUCUUUAAAGGUUAAUUCCUUGGAAGAUGUACCUAUAAUAAAAUGUAAAAGGUUUAUCACUUGCCCAAGUACAUCUUUGACAGCAGGAACAAGUGGCACAAUAUUUUUUCUGCAAGCUGAUAUAUUCCAUACAAAAUCAGCACCUUACAUUCGACCAAAUGCUCUUCAUGUAAAGUCUUGACUAUCACACUUGCGUUUAAAGAGAAUAAAACAUCAAAGAAAGUUUGUUCGUUAAAAUAGAUAUGGUACAGUAACUUUAUCAGGAAAGACGUUUCUUUUGUAACAUAAUCUGACAAUCAUGUCAACAACACAUCAUUAGUAUUGCCAUCUUUAGCAUGGUCGGACAUUUUGGAGAAGAAAUACAGAUAUUUAAGCUGUUUAUGGUGCAGUUGUUGUUCAUUGAGUCCUAACAGUUGUAAGGUCAUUUUCACAUCUUUUAAUUAAUCAGCUGAUUGUAUUAAAAUAUGAACAUGUACUCAAG